Molecule: messenger RNA, 894 nt
Organism: Aureobasidium melanogenum CBS 110374
Lineage: Eukaryota; Fungi; Ascomycota; Dothideomycetes; Dothideales; Saccotheciaceae
Exons: 1
Coding region: 1-894 (297 amino acids)
Source: RefSeq, a predicted model, not a curated record
AUGAGCAAGAAGACUCUUGUCCAGGACCACCUCCGGAUCUAUCUGGAUGGCGAGCUACACAAUGAGGGCAACUAUCCAUCGCAACACUUUCGACCUGGCCAGAAGAUCAAAGGCGUCGCCAGCUACUCUCCCUCCACUGAAGUAAAAGUCCACACCAUGACUAUCAUCUUCAAAGCAACCCUCUACAACGAAAUCGUCGAGUCGGGACAAGCAAACUACGGUUCCGUCCGCACCGGCCACCAAAGCCUUUUUCGGUAUGAGAAAACCAUUCUUCAAGGUCCUCACAAAGUAUCUCCAAAACCUCACGAAUGGCCUUUUGAGUUCGAGUUGCCGGAGAGGAUCAAAGUGCCUUUUGUGGCAGAGUUGCAACCGGUGCCGCCGACUUGGAAUGUUAUUUCUGCGGCGAAAGUGCUGUAUUCGUUGAAGUUGUGUGUUAACCCGCAUAGAAAUACCAAUUCUAUGCAGAUUGAACGCGAUAUCAAUGUUUGGCCAUUCCAACAUACGGAAUUACCUGUCCCAGAGCCAGAAACGACCCUUCUUAUGGACGCUGCUGCGGAAAGUCAAAGGAUGAUCCCAAUUACGCGACGAAGGUCUUCUACACUGAGUUUGACUCAACAACUUUCGCGUAGACGUUCUUCUACUAUCAGUGUGCCUGAUCCUCUUCAACUCGCAAUCUGCAUGCCUACCUCCUUAGGCGCGUGGCAAAAAUUCGACAUCAAAUUACUCUGCCACAACUCCACCACUUCAGCUGAAACGCUUCCCUCCUUGACUCUCCAAACCUGCGAGCUUGCUCUAAAAGCCCAAGUCUCAUUCACAACCAACACCACCACGAUCACCUCCUCCGAAGACCCAAAACCCCCCUCAGUAUCCCCAUUGCAAAAUUCAAGUUACUAG